Molecule: messenger RNA, 2982 nt
Organism: Heterocephalus glaber (naked mole-rat)
Lineage: Eukaryota; Metazoa; Chordata; Mammalia; Rodentia; Bathyergidae
Gene: Ppp2r2d
Product: protein phosphatase 2 regulatory subunit Bdelta
Cellular component (GO): protein phosphatase type 2A complex
Molecular function (GO): protein phosphatase regulator activity; protein binding
Source: RefSeq, a predicted model, not a curated record
CCCGGUGCCUGUGGACGCCGGUCUCGGUGUGCCAUGAAGGAUGUUCUCGGGGCCCAGGCAGAGAGGUCUCCGGCUACUCACUCAUGCAGAGUGGUGUGGGGUGCCCAGUGAAGCAUCAGUCUUGUUGUGUAAAACAGUAUCUAUGAGGGCCGGGGAUUUAGCUCAGUGGUUUCGCUGCCUGCUGCACAAGCGCAAGGACCCGAGUUGGAUCUCAGCUGACAUCAUUUCAACUGUUGAAUUUAAUUACUCUGGAGACCUUCUUGCAACAGGAGACAAGGGUGGCAGAGUUGUUAUUUUUCAACGGGAACAAGAGAGUAAAAGCCGUCCUCAUUCUAGGGGAGAAUAUAAUGUUUACAGUACCUUUCAAAGUCAUGAACCAGAGUUUGACUAUUUGAAAAGUCUAGAAAUUGAAGAAAAAAUUAAUAAAAUUAGAUGGUUGCCACAACAGAAUGCUGCUCAUUUUCUACUCUCUACAAAUGAUAAAACUAUUAAAUUAUGGAAAAUAAGUGAACGGGAUAAAAGAGCGGAAGGUUAUAACUUGAAAGAUGAAGAUGGACGACUUCGAGAUCCAUUUAGAAUUACAGCACUACGGGUUCCUAUAUUGAAGCCCAUGGACCUCAUGGUAGAAGCAAGUCCACGGCGAAUAUUUGCAAAUGCUCACACAUAUCAUAUAAAUUCCAUUUCAGUAAAUAGUGAUCAUGAAACAUAUCUUUCUGCAGAUGACCUGAGAAUAAACCUAUGGCAUUUAGAAAUCACAGAUAGAAGCUUUAACAUCGUGGAUAUCAAGCCUGCUAACAUGGAAGAGCUGACGGAAGUCAUCACCGCUGCUGAAUUCCAUCCACACCAGUGCAAUGUGUUUGUCUACAGCAGCAGCAAAGGAACCAUCCGGCUAUGUGACAUGCGUUCCUCUGCCCUGUGUGACAGACAUUCUAAGUUCUUUGAAGAGCCUGAAGAUCCCAGCAGUAGGUCCUUUUUCUCAGAAAUAAUUUCAUCCAUCUCUGAUGUCAAAUUCAGCCACAGUGGUCGAUACAUGAUGACGAGAGACUACCUGUCAGUGAAGGUAUGGGACCUUAACAUGGAGAGCAGGCCUGUGGAGACCCAUCAGGUGCAUGAGUACCUGCGAAGCAAGCUCUGUUCCCUGUACGAGAAUGACUGCAUCUUUGACAAGUUUGAAUGCUGCUGGAAUGGUUCAGACAGUGCUAUCAUGACGGGGUCCUACAACAACUUCUUUAGAAUGUUUGAUAGAAAUACUCGGAGGGAUGUUACACUGGAAGCUUCAAGAGAGAACAGCAAACCCCGAGCCAGCUUAAAACCCCGAAAAGUAUGUACAGGUGGUAAAAGGAAGAAAGAUGAGAUUAGUGUGGACAGUCUGGACUUCAAUAAGAAGAUCCUUCACACAGCCUGGCACCCCAUGGAGAACAUUAUUGCCGUAGCUGCCACCAAUAAUUUGUAUAUAUUCCAGGACAAAAUCAACUAAAGAAGCUAACUGAAGGACCAAGUCUUGUCUUGCAUAGUUAAGCCGGUUGUUUUUCUGUCAAAGAAAAGGCAUUGUCCUCUCCAUUAAGAACAGAGAUCCACUUCCUACUUCCCUUCAUAACAGAGAAAAGAAGCAACCUUGGCUGGAAUCCUGGCAUUGCUCUGCCUUUAGCCUAGGGAGAGAUGCUUGGUGCUGCAAGGGGAAAACCCACUUGAAGCAGAAUUGGUGGACAUUGCUCAAUAAAGGCCAUUACUCAAAAUAAAUGUAUUUAUUUAAGUCUGAGCCUUCCUUUCCAGUUUAUAGACCAAAAAACUAACUUCCAAGAGAAAAAGUGUUGUCAAAUAUAUUUCUGUCUCCAGCUCUCUAUCUCUGCCAUCCUAGGGCCCUCUGGACAUGGUGUGGCCAUUGUCCAUGUUCCUUGCUGGCCUUUCUGAGCCAAGUGGGCAUACCUACCCUUGGUACCCAAGGAGAGCCAGGCAGGUUUACUCACUAAUUCCAUCGACCAUCACACCUUCUGGUGUAACCACUCAAUAAACAACACACUGUAAAGUGUUCUUAAAUCUAAACAUAAGUAUUGUCUUUUUAUUUGUCUCAAUUGCAUAUAAUAAAAUUAUGCAAAAUUCUUUGGAAUAAUUUGAGAAACUUUUGUCCUUUGGCAGAAGGGUGGAAUGUGUAUAGUACUUCAAAUUCUAAAUAUAACUAUCUGCAAGCUGCCAUAACUUUUUUUUGUUUCUGUAGAAACAGUCCAUCCAUUACACCAGGUAAGGUCUGGGAAAAGCCAUAGCUGAGUCCACCUCUGAGAAAAAAAUUACAAGAGUAAUGAAAUUGCUGCUAUAAAAUUAAAAUUUGGCUUAAAAUAGGCCUCAAAUUCACUACAAUUGAAAACUUAUGUGCUUUCUUUUAAAAUCUUUUUUAAAAGUACUUUGGGAGGGAAAUGUAGUUUUUAAAUACUGCUAAAAUUAUGUGCAUGCUAAAUUUCAUAUCCCAUUUCAAGCCAGCAGAAUUAAAGCUUUAAUUAUGUGAUGCCUCCAGUACCUUGGUUUAUUUCAAAGAUCUCUGAUACCAGAAAUCAAGACUUCCCAACACAAAGAGGUAUACCAGCACUCAGUGACUGGAACUUGCUUCCAUGGGAUUUAACCCAUGAGCUUGAUCAGUGUCCUCCAGGGGGAUGUAGAGCCGGGGCUCACAUGCCGUUGCCGAAGUUAAGGUGUAUUUUGAUUACUAAUGAUAUGAAAGGAUAAAAUAUCCUUACCCAGAAUUAAUGUUAGAAUGCCACUUUAGUUCACAUUAAGUUAGGAAUUUGACAACCUAAAGUACCUUUAUUUUAUUUAAAAAUAAUUAUACUGUAUCUUGGUGACACAAUUUAUGUCUGAGAUGUGGAACAGAGUUGUUCAAGCAUUAACCCUGGUCCAUAAGGAAGAACAGUUCUAGUAAAACAAGAUUGUAUAUAUUUGUUCCAACUAUUUUGACCAAAAAGUUUAAUAAAUUUUAAAUGUUUAACUGGA